AUGGACGCUCAAACGCAGAAGAACCCUGACCACAUUGCGGUGUUGAUCCAUGGCUUCUGGGGCAAUCCGAAUCACCUCAGUCACCUCCGAGAUACACUCCAACGGCAGCACCCCGACGAUCGCCUGUACAUACUAGUCGCGAAAAGCAACAGCGACAACCAGACUUAUGAUGGAAUCGAGGUCGGCGGAGAGCGCAUUGUCAAUGAGAUUGAGCAGACAUUGGAAGAGCUGGAGAAGGAUGGCACGAAGAUCAAGAAGAUUAGCAUUGCUGGCUACUCCUUAGGUGGGGUUUUGGCACGAUAUGCCAUCGGCCUCAUGGAAACCAGUGGGCUGUUUGACAGCAUACAACCAGUGAACUUCACGACGUUCGCAACACCACACAUAGGGGCGCGAAGUCCCAAGCUCGGUUACAGAUCGUUUUUGUUCAACUACAUGGGCGCCAGGACACUCAGCACAUCUGGACAGCAGUUGUUUUUGGUCGACAAGUUCCGCGAUACUGGCCGACCUCUUCUAUCUGUAAUGGCGGAUCCCAAUAGUGUGUUUAUGAGGGGACUGAAAAGGUUCAAGAAUAAGUGGGUGUAUGCGAAUACGCUGAACGACCGGAGUGUGCCAUAUUAUACUGCAUUCUUCAGUCGCGUAGAUCCCUACGUCGAAGUCGACAAGAUCGAGGUACACUACGAACCAAACCAGCCUCCGCCAGGCGAAGUUAUCCUGGACCCUUUGGACCCCGUCACGCCGAAGAAAUCUCCUUACGAAGAUAUGACUACUUACCAAAGGUUCACGAAUGUGCCCCAGAGGACACUCAACAACAUACCCUUCUACUUGCUGCUCAUUUCGGUACUGCCUUUGGCAAUACCGGUCUUCAUGGUCAACGCUGGCUACCAGACAUACAAAUCUGCCGAGAGAGUGCGUCAUCACGAGUCUGGGAAAGCAUUCAAACUGGAUCGAUACCGAGUAAAACUGCUCGAAGAGGCACAGGCGGUGCAAGACCGGGUAUACGAAAAUGCAGCUGGCCGCUCAACUGAGCAAUACCUCCCGACCCCACCUCCAGAGACAGCAUCAACCAAUGGAGCGCCACUUGGCAAGACCGAGUCGAAACAGUUAGCCCUCAGUCGACGAGAAACGAACAAGGAAAAGUCACAUUUCCCGAUCUUGGCUUUGAAAGAGGAGCAAUUCGAGAUGAUUGAUAACCUGGAUCAGCUGGGCUUCACCAAGUAUCCGGUGCAUAUCCAGAAAGUGCGACACACGCAUGCGGCUAUUGUUGUGAGGACGCCGAAGGAGACAUUUGGUGAGGGCAAGAUCAUUGUACAGCAUUGGGCGGAGAAGUUUGAGAUAUGA
Zasmidium cellare ATCC 36951 is the source of this 1338-nucleotide messenger RNA. RefSeq lists its product as uncharacterized. Gene Ontology annotation, molecular function: monoacylglycerol lipase activity. Lineage: Eukaryota; Fungi; Ascomycota; Dothideomycetes; Mycosphaerellales; Mycosphaerellaceae. The coding region runs from base 1 to 1338 and encodes 445 amino acids. The transcript is spliced from 2 exons. The record is from RefSeq and is a predicted model, not a curated record.